Messenger RNA from Aureococcus anophagefferens, 1092 nucleotides. RefSeq lists its product as hypothetical. The coding region runs from base 1 to 1092 and encodes 363 amino acids. The transcript is spliced from 2 exons. The record is from RefSeq and is a predicted model, not a curated record. Lineage: Eukaryota; Pelagophyceae; Pelagomonadales; Pelagomonadaceae.
AUGCGCCGGGCCCGCCGGUCGACCAGCGUCUACGAGGUCGCGAAGAAGUGCGCCGUCGUGCGCGCCGAGGCGGCCAUGGACUCGCCGGUGCGCUGCGAGCUCGGCCGCGGCGCCGCCGUCAUGAUGAGCAAGCGCGUCACCGUCAUGACCGCCGACGGCAAGUCCGUGGACCGCUGCCUGCUCACGCGGCCCGUCGAGGGCUGGACGUCGUUCAAGUGCCUGGCGGCGAGCGCCCAGAAGCCGCCGCCGGACCCGAAGGCCUACCGCGACGGGAGGAUCGACGCGAUCCUAGCGAGCGAGGCCGACGGCGCGCCGAGCGAGCCGCGCGUCGCGGCGCCCGCGGGGGCGGCGCGGGGCGCCGCCGUCGUGCUGGGCUUCUGGGGCAGCUCCCACGAGCUCGUCGCGGACCAUACGGCGCUCUGGGUCGGCCGGGGGCUCGCGACGUGGACGCACGUGCCGUCGCCGGGCGAGGACGCGGCCGCCGCGCGCGGCGCGCUCGCCGCGUUCCUCGAGGCGGCCCCGGCGGACCGCCUGGUCGUCCACUGCCUCAGCAACAACGGCUUCUCCUGGCUGAACGCGUUCUGCGAAGACCGCGGCGAUCUCUUAGCGACCGCGGCUUUCGUCUUCGACAGCGCGCCCCACGUGCCCAACUGUGUCCCCAAAACCGUCGAGGACGCCCUGGCCAUGCUCAUCCGCGCGCAGACGGCCAAGGUCUGCCAGGCGUUCGGCGAGCCGCCGGACCCCCAGCACCCGGUCUACCGGCCGCGCGUCGAGCGGUUCUACGGCGACGGGUCCAGGAACCCGUUCCCGGGCCUCGUGGGCAUGCAGGUGAGCAUCCCGAAGGCGCGGCCGACGCUCUUCGUCUACUCGCGCAUGGACUCCGUCAUCCUCCCGGAGCACGUCGAGGAGUACGUCGCGACCUACGACGCCGCGGACGUGUCCACGCUCGAGUUCGCGACCGUGCCCCACAUCGGCGGCAUGCGCGUGCGCAAGGACGAGUACAACCGCAGCGUCGACGCGCUCCUCGCGCGGGCGUUCCCCGCGAGCGACGGGUCGGAAGCGAUCACGGAGGCGAUAAGCGCGGCAAGUUGA